This is a messenger RNA of Helianthus annuus (common sunflower), 828 nucleotides long. RefSeq names its product expansin-A4. The coding region runs from base 1 to 828 and encodes 275 amino acids. The record is from RefSeq and is a predicted model, not a curated record. Lineage: Eukaryota; Viridiplantae; Streptophyta; Magnoliopsida; Asterales; Asteraceae. Gene Ontology annotation, biological process: plant-type cell wall organization. The transcript has 3 exons. Gene Ontology annotation, cellular component: extracellular region.
AUGGCAUCAUCUUUGAAUGUCAUCAUUUGUGGCCAUUGGUUUCUCCUUGUUAUUUCUCCCUAUGCAUAUGCAAACAUGAUCAAUCCUGUUUCACGAACCAAGAACCAAAACCACCCUAAGCACCUAAACCACCCCAACCCCAUAUGGAAGAAUGCUCAUGCCACUUUCUAUGGAGGAAGUGACGGCACGCAGGGAAUGGGGGGUGCGUGUGGUUACGAGGAUGUGAAACAGAAGGGAUAUGGCACGCAAAACACCGCAUUGAGCCAAGCCUUGUUCAACAACGGCCAAACAUGUGGGGCUUGUUUCGAAAUCAAAUGUGUCAACAACAACCGAUGGUGUAAGCCCGGGAGUCCACCUCUCGUCGUCACAGCCACCAACUUAUGCCCGCCAAACUUAAAUCUACCAAGCAAUAAUGGUGGGUGGUGUAACCCCCCAAAUGAGCAUUUUGACUUGUCUCAACCAUCGUUUCUACAAAUAGCCGAGUACAAGGCUGGCAUCACUCCCAUCCAGUACAGAAGGGUUCCAUGUGCUAAGAAAGGAGGAAUAAGGUUUACAAUAACCGGAAAUCCUUAUCACACAAUGGUAUUAGUAUGGAACGUUGGGGGUGCAGGAGAUGUUACUUGCAUGGAAGUGAAGGGACAUGAGUGCAAAAAGUGGAAUACAAUGAGUAGAAACUGGGGUCAAGUAUGGGUGACUAGUGUUGUUUUAGUUGGUCAGUCACUUAGUUUUCGGGUUCGUACAAGUGAUGGUCGAACCACAACCUCGUUGAACGUAGCCCCAAGAAAUUGGCAGUUUGGUCAGACUUUCGAGGGAACUAACUUCAAGUAG